UGGUUUGGGGCACCCUUCGCCACGCACCAGCAGCCUCCGCAAGCGGGACUAGCUCGGCUCCCCGGCGCAAAGCCUGGGACCCCUCGGCCGGCCGGACCUGCGGGAGCAGCACGCAGAGCCGCAGGGAGCCGCGGUGCCCGGCUGGGCUCGCCGGGUGCUGGCGGUGCGGGGGGAGGCGAAGCAGGCACGGGUGGGCAGCGCGGGCAGGGCUGUCCCCGCCCCGGCCCCGCAGAGCCGCCCCGUGCGGGGCGGGGCGCAGCCGGUGCGCUGGGUCCGGCGGCGGAGCCGCGCCGGGGACGGCGGGUGCGGAGCGGGGCGGUGCGGAGCGGUGCGGAGCCUGCCCUGGGACCGGGCACGGCAGCGGGAGCAGAAUCUUCUCCUCUCUCCUCAGAGCAAGGGAAGAUGACAUCUCAGCUCCUCUGAACCAGCAGCACCCAGGGACCAGCAGAGCCAUGGAGCUGGAAUACGAGCUGCCCAACGCCACCGCGUUCUGGUUCUCCCCAGCUUCCCCCUUUGACAACUUCUCCCUGGAGGCACCCACCAACACGUCACAGAAUGCCACAGGCCAGCACUUCGACCUGACCAGCAACGCCAUCCUCACCUUCAUCUACUUCGUGGUCUGCAUCAUCGGGCUGUGCGGCAACACGCUGGUGAUAUACGUCAUCCUUCGUUAUGCCAAGAUGAAGACCAUCACCAACAUCUACAUCCUCAACCUGGCCAUUGCAGACGAGCUGUUCAUGCUUGGUCUGCCAUUCCUGGCCAUGCAGGUCGCCCUGGUACACUGGCCCUUCGGCAAAGCCAUCUGCAGAAUUGUCAUGACGGUGGAUGGGAUCAACCAGUUCACCAGUAUCUUCUGCCUGACAGUUAUGAGUGUUGACCGGUACCUGGCUGUUGUCCAUCCCAUUAAAUCUGCCAAGUGGAGGCGGCCAAGGACAGCCAAAAUGAUCAAUGUGGCCGUUUGGGGCGUCUCCCUGUUGGUGAUCAUGCCCAUCAUGAUUUAUGCUGGGGUGCAGCAUAACCAUGGCAGGAGUAGCUGCACCAUCAUCUGGCCGGGAGAGUCAGGUGCCUGGUACACAGGCUUCAUCAUCUAUGCCUUCAUCCUGGGCUUCCUGGUGCCUCUCACCAUUAUCUGCCUUUGCUACUUGUUCAUCAUUAUCAAAGUCAAGUCCUCAGGCAUCAGAGUGGGCUCCUCCAAGAGGAAAAAGUCUGAGAAGAAAGUCACCAGGAUGGUCUCCAUCGUGGUUGCUGUCUUCAUCUUCUGCUGGCUCCCCUUCUACAUCUUUAACGUCUCCUCAGUCUCCGUCCUGAUUGUGCCCACGCCUGUCCUCAAGGGCAUGUUCGACUUCGUGGUGGUCCUCAGUUACGCCAACAGCUGUGCCAACCCCAUCCUUUAUGCCUUUUUGUCUGACAACUUCAAGAAGAGCUUUCAGAACGUCCUCUGCCUGGUGAAGGUCAGCGGCAUGGACGAGGCGGACCGGAGCGACAGCAAGCAGGACAAAUCCAGGCUCAACGAGACCACAGAAACCCAGAGGACCCUGCUCAAUGGUGACCUGCAGACAAGCAUCUGAGAGGACAGUGGGGUUGUCCUUCCUUCGCUCUCCUCUCCCCACUUGCUCCCAACUAGCAGUGGUACGUACGGAGUCAGGGCAGGAGAGCCAGCUUAGGGGACGGCAGCGUGCACACCGAUGGGCGGUGGGGGUCCUUGGCUGGGCUCCUCCUGAGCUGCUGGCGGGUUGACUUUCAAGCGCUGGGAAGGAUAUGGUUCAAGAGGAGCUGCCUCACCAGGAAAACAAAGACAACUUGUAGCAAUGCAGCGCAUUUAAACACCAAAGUGCCACCGUUGGCCAUGACCUUUGCUGGGGCAGCUCUGCUGGCUUCCCUGUGUUACCCUUGGGGCUGGUUGGCUUUGGGUGCUCUGCCCCAGAACGGGCGCUUGCACGCGGAUACACACAUGCAGUGGGGUGGCCUCAGGAGGAGCUGAUCCCAGAGGUAUGUGCCAACAUGUGUGCCACCGUGGAGACGUGCCGUCUUGCAGCCAAGAUCUGGUGGGAGCUCCCUGGAGAGUCCGAGCACGCUCCCGCAGUCACCCUCCCCGAGGAGACAAAGAUAUUUGGGGUUGCAUUUUGUCCAGCUUAUAAGUUACCCCAUCGCCUCCCCUGAAGCCUCCCUGCUGCUGUUUGACUGACCCUGUCUCCUCGAGCCCCACCGUCUCCUGCUGCAGGGGAGCCCCUUCCCUCCUCCUGCCGCAACGUCACCUGCCUGCAGGUUCUCUCCUUGGAUGGAGGAUUUCCCCCUUUUCCCUCUCCAGUAGCCGCUGCCCCUCCUGCCCACCCGCAUCUGCUCACAGUCCAUCCCAGGCUGUGCCGGCAGCCGGGACCACUGCUCUCCCUGGCGAGCCAUGGCUGGGCUGGCUGAGCAGCCACGGCACGAUCGUCCGGCACCCGUCCCUAGCGGGAAAUCCUUAGAAGCAUUUAAACAGCAGCGAAACAGCGGGGGUUUGGAGCACGCUGGCACAGGCUGUGGCACAUCCCGCUGCCGACAGCUCCUUCACCUGGGUGAGACCUGGACCUGUCCUGGCCCGGCCGCAGCUCCAAGGAUCGCUGGGGCCGGGGCUGCCGGCCCCACGGCACACGGUGAGCGAGCAUCGACCAACUGCCGGUGAUGCCUGCCCUGCUCCUUCCAGGCAAGUCACACCAGAGGAAGGGGUGAUGCAGAGGAUGGGGGACGGGAGGUGUGGGGUGCUGGGGACUUGGCUCUGACCCUCGUCUGAGCCGAAGGGACCAGGCAGAGCAGGCGACAGGGUUUCCAGCACCAAAGCACCAAGGUGUGAGGAAGAGCAGGGCAGCAUGUGUCCAGCCCACCCCUGCCCCCAUUACUCUCCUACACCACAGCACAGGAAAGGGGGGACAUGGGGUGCAAUCUACAGUGUGGUGGGGGGGCUGGCAGGUCUGGCCUGGUGCCUGCUGCGUGUAGCCGCUUGAGACCUCCCUGCAGCAAUCAGCUCUGCCCCUGUUCCUGCAGCUCAGCGCACAAACCCAGGGCUUGGGAGCGCUGACUGCUGCUCCUGCCCCAGCAAAGCUGCCCUCCUCGGCCAGCACAGUGGGAGCACAAGGGAAAGCCCAGGGGAGAGGGAGAAGUGCCGUCUUCCUGCUGGAGCACUCAGAGCAGUUUCUGUGCCAGAGGCCAGGCUCUGUUCACAGGCUCUCGCUCCAGAGCUGAGCCGUGGGAAUGCAGUGGUUUAGGUGGAGAAAACAGCCCAGUCUUGUUCACCCUCCCCUUUCCCAUCCCACUCUGGCAUCCCUGCACCAGCCCCACCACUGGCAGACGCGGAGCUUUCACCUCGCGCUACAAGCGAUGCAAGAAGCAAGGAUGAGCCUUGCCCAUGAGAUGCCGCCCGUGUUGGGGUGCUGCCUUGCUCCGCCGCAUAUCCCCGCUCCAUGCUCUGAGAGCGCCAGCUCUAGGAGAAGUUUUCCCUCUGCCCGGCCCCUGCAGUGAGUCCCUGCCUGGGGCAUCACACUCGGCCAGCUGUGCCAUCCAGCUCCCUCACCAGCCCCCCAAAAAGACCUCAGUGCCGGGCUCAACAUCUGCUGCCUGGCACAACUCUGUCAGACACUGCCUUCAGCACGGCAGCACCGGCACCUGGGACGUGGCACAGCGCUCAGGGGCUUUCCGCAGGGCAAAGCAGAGCAUUGUCAGCAUUUAUUGGCUUUUAACCAUUUAGUGCUCCUCCAAGGAACAUGCGUCUGCAUUCAAGCACUCGGAGGCACCGCAUGGGCUCAGCGGGCACCUGCCCGUCCCUUCGCUGCCUGUGCUGGGCUGUACAGGCAGCCACUCGCCACUCGCAUCCCUGCAUUGGCUUCGUUAGGUAAACCCAAACCCGGGCUCUGAGGCAGCGCAGGCUGCCCUGCUGAUGCUGCAGGAAUAGAAACACAAGCAACGUGUCACACUACAGUGAAAUAUUGGAUGGUGAUUGCUGGGCCUGGUGCAGCCAGAGCCCUCUGUGGCUUCAGUGUCAUGGCUGGAGCGAUGCAUCAGCAGGGCUUUGGAUAUCUCAUAUUUGGUGGGCAGCGCAGGAGUUAUUCGUGUGGAAAGCGGAGGAGGCAGUGGGGAGGGGGGUGGGUUGAGUCCCCUGCCCAUCACAGGAGCUGAUGUUUGCACCCCCCCAGCGGGCUCAGACCCGCCCUGCCGGCAACUGGCUUUGCCCUGGUCCUGUCCGUGCAAGCCCUGCCACCAACACCUGACUGACAGUGGGGGGAGAUGCCUGUUCCCAGCCGCACACCCACAGGGUCUCCAGCAGGAGCCCCCAGCCAGGAGCACCUCCUCUCUCUGCUGGUUUAAUGUUGAAAAUACAGAAAGCCUGGCUUUCUAGCCCUGGAAGGACCCUUGCCCAGCACUGCACGUGCCCAGGUCAGCUUUGUCCUGGCAAAACCCCCCCAGGCAGUGACACCUCUGGGAGGUCAGAGCUGUGCAAAGGGGCUGUGAUCUGAAAUACCUCGUUCUCCCGCUUUGCACCCAGGAGUUCUCUUGGGCUGGGGAUAACAGGGCUGCAGGUGAGGAGUGAGGGGUGCGGGGAGCUGCCACCAACGUCCCAAAGGCCACCAAGGUGGGAUGCUGCAGGGCAGGAGCACAGGGCGGCUCCCAGGGGCUGCCAGGACACCCCAGGGCCACCCUCCCCCAGCUCACCCUGGGGGAAAGGGCAGGAAAGUGAAAUGUGCUGCCUCGGUGGAGCAAGCAGGGGAGGGAGCUGCAGCCGCAGCCCAACGCUUGCGGUAAAACCAGCAAAAUAAAACCUACUGCUGGUUCAUUGAUGACUAAUAAACAGCAGCACUCUUGCGGCUGAGAAUAACAAAGUUUUCUUUCCCAGCCACUUGAUUUUAGUGGGAACUUGACCUUGUAUUGGAUCUGUUCUGAAAAGCCUCACAGGGCUGCUGGCGGCGUAAUGAGAAAUCUCUCCUGGUUAUUGCAGAGCGAAUAGGCUGUUCCUGCGAGUGCUGGAGUGGCUCCGCUGCUACUUCACACACAGACUGUCCCCAGGCAGGCGAGAUUAAUUACAGCUCCCACCUGCCCGGCUGGAGCAGCAGGACCAGAUUUAUCAUAAAUCAGCGGCGAUGGCAAAGAGAGACCUGUGUGUCCUGUACAGCUCCCCUGUACUGCAGGAGCACAGAUCUGGCCCCGUGCUCCUCAGAGCAGGGCUGGGGCUGCUCGCUUUGCUGCAGGGCUGCGUGCGCAACGGCGCUGCCUCGGCUGGGGCUGUCACCAGCCAGUGGUGUUUGCAGCGGGUCACUCUUGUAAGAGACUGCCAGUCCCAGCACCUGCGUGGCCCCCCCCCCCCAAAGCCUGUGAGCAACCAACUCCCCUUCCCCUCCCUGCCACUGGCUUCCCCUCGCGCAGAAAAGGAACCCCAGCAAAGCUGAGGGGUGGCUCCGCAGCUCUCCCAAGCCCCCAUGGAAUUGACGUGCCUGGAGGCAUUCUCGCUCUCCCCACUUCUGCAGCCUUCGGGGAGCAGGGGCACAAAGCCUGGCGCUGUGGCUGGGCUGAGCAUUGCCCCAGGCAGGCUUCUGACCAUGCCCACCUCAGUCCAAGCCUGGCUCCUGGCACUGUGAUGGCCAGUGCCCACCCAGUGCUUGAUAGCUAAACCCCACUCCAAUGGGCAGGGAGAGGCUGGGUUUGGACCUGGAGCCUUCCUCUUGCACCUCUACAGCUCCUCAUAUCAGCACCAAAGCUGCCUUGGACUUCUUUAAAAUAAUGAUCUCCUAAUGAAUCGCACUGCCGUGUCUCUGGAGGGCUUCCUGACUCUCCAUCCUGACUUCGAUGGAGACUCCAUGGAGAGGUCCCUUCCCUCCCAGACCUGCCUGGAUGCAGGUGGCCUCACGGGCAGCUGUGCAGCCAGCAAUCCCCAGCCAGCUCCAUCCCCUGCAAUGAGAGCUCCCAGGCUCCGGAUCCGUGCCGCUGCUUUAGAGCGGGGCUCAACUCCCCCAUCUCUUGGGAUUGUUUCAGCCCUUGCUGUGAACGAGCCAAUUUCAAACCGCUCAGGGAGAGUCUCUAUCCACUCUGCCAGGGCUGCACCAGCCACACGCCCUGCCCAGGGCUGCUCAAAGGGGGAAUCGCCAGCAAGGUAGAGCAAAGAGCACAGCAGAUCCCAAACCAGCCUUCCUGCUACUAGGUCUGAAACAAGAGCUGCCACUUCCCGACCCAACGCCACCUCUGCUCUUCCCUGCCAGCCUCACACCUGUGGCUCGUGACAGAUUUCAACCCCACUCCCUGCUUGCUCCAGGAGCCGGACUGCAAAAAGCCAGGGCAGGAGGACAGCCAAGCUCCAGCUGAGAUUUGGGGGAACGUGCCUCAAGCCAUGUCCUGACCAGAAGGACACAAGGGAUGCAAAGCCUGGGCGCUCCAGCCACCCUGCCCCACACUGUGUGCCCAGGAGGAGGGAAGGGGUGGGUGAUUGUACAUACAUGUAUAUAUUGGACAUUCCAGCAAAGAGUUUUAUUAUACUGACACUGCAGAGACACCCUGCAGCUUCCAUUUUGCUGGGGCUGUUGGAGCAGCCCCUCCCUGUGCAUGCAGGAGCAAGUCAGACCCAGCCCCUCAGGGGUCCCUUGGCUCCCCCCCACCAUCCCCGAGUGCUGUGGGGCUGGUGGCACCAUGCACAAGCCAGGAGGGACUGCAGAAGCAGCUCCCACAUCAACAGGCAACUUCUGCAGGGCAAGGGAAGGCAAGCUUUACUCUCUGCUGGACAAAAGAGCCCUUCCUUCCCUGUCAAGCUGGGGCUGUAGUGAUCUGGAUGUCAUCCCCCCAGCAGCACUGCACCACGCUGCCCACCUCCUGUACAUACACCCCUCUGUAUCUAUAGCUGUGCUCUGUGUAGUGCGUGUGGGUCUGCUGUACAACACAUUGCGGCUGGAACACGCCGGAGAGCGUUUCUCUGCUUUAAGUCUUGCUUUCCUCUGUAGCAAUUGUUUCUCGAUGUCUCAGUGUCCCGCAGCGAAGGCUCCCAACUGCCACGGUCUGUGCCACAGGGAGGGGGUCACGGAUGGGAGCAGGAGGGAAGUAAAAGUUUUCCUACA
Molecule: messenger RNA, 7067 nt
Organism: Phalacrocorax carbo (great cormorant)
Lineage: Eukaryota; Metazoa; Chordata; Aves; Suliformes; Phalacrocoracidae
Source: RefSeq, a predicted model, not a curated record